This is a messenger RNA of Closterium sp. Naga37s-1, 663 nucleotides long. The record is from the annotation of a GenBank genome assembly. NCBI's taxonomy places the organism in Eukaryota, Viridiplantae, Streptophyta, Zygnematophyceae, Desmidiales, Closteriaceae.
AUGUCAUUCCUCGAGUCCCGCUAUGUGGACUGUGGUGACGACUUCGGAGGCGGGAUGAGCGCGCACCUCUCCCCGUUCAUCAAGAAGCACGGGCCUGCUGGGGGCAAUCCCGAGGUGAAGGUGCAGGGAGUCGACUCGGACGGUCGGCCGACUACACACACCUUCGAGCUGCACGAGAACCCAAACCCUGAUUACCCAACCCUCGGCACUCACGACGCCUGCGUCGAUCUCUGCACCAAGUUCGCCGAGACGCUCGUGCGAGACCUCAGCAACCGGUUCAAGGGCUUGGACUCCCUGGUGGGAAUGAGGCUCUUCAUGCCAGACGAGUGGGAGGAUGGGAGAGCGGAGCGCCACAAGCAGUGUCUUGAGUGGCUCAUGUCACUCGUGAUGCUGUUCAGGGCAGAGGACACGGACUACAUCAUUCUAGGUUAUCUAAUCCACUCUCUCUCUCCCUUCUGUUCUUUCUGGCAGGGAUCUGGCGCAGCUACAAGAAGCGUAGCUACAAGAAGCUAUGUGGCGGCACCUCCAGCAAGAGAGGGGGAGGGCAGUGGUGGCAAAGGAAAGGAGGCAGUUGAGGAGGAGUUGGAAGCACGGCAGGCUAAGGGAAGUGAUGAUGAUGAUGAUGACAAUGACAAGCAGGCCUCAUCUGAUGAUGAUUAUUGA